This is a messenger RNA of Pogona vitticeps (central bearded dragon), 3933 nucleotides long. Lineage: Eukaryota; Metazoa; Chordata; Lepidosauria; Squamata; Agamidae. The record is from RefSeq and is a predicted model, not a curated record.
CAGGCGCCGUGAGCGCUCCCGGGUCGCUCUCACUCCGGAGGAGCCUGCCGCAAGCGAUAGCGGCGGCGGCGAGCGAGGAACGGGGCGGGCUGGUAGCCGGCCGGCGAUGGAGCUCGUAGGGACCCAGCAGCAGCAGGGGGCCGCCGGACGGAAGAGGGUGCCCAACCGGGAGAGGCCGACGGCCGAGGACGAUGCCCUGAACCAGAUCGCUCGCGAGGCUGAAGCGAGGCUUGCAGCAAAGAGGGCCGCACGAGCAGAGGCACGAGAAAUCCGAAUGAAGGAACUUGAGAGGCAGCAAAAAGAGAAAUACUAUGGUCUGGACACAAAGUUUGGUGACAUCGAGCAAUGGAUGGAAGACAGUGAGCGUUACACCCGUAAAUCCAGAAGAAAUGCCUCGGCUUCGGAUGAAGAUGAGCGCAUGUCAGUGGGUAGCCGCGGAAGCCUCAGGGCUUCCUGCUAUUCUGACCUUAGUCUUCACUGCAGUGGUUUGUCUUCCAAAUCCCAGCCUUCUUCCCAAAAUGGAAAUCGGCCUUCCUUGUUGUACAGUGAUGCUGUGCCAGCCAGAAGCUACAGGGCCUCUCUGUUUGAUGAGAACUUUAACAGUGGGAAUCGUCGGUAUAGUGCCUCUAGUUCACGUCCUCCUUCAGAAUACAGUUGCUACCUCGGCUCAGGAUCUCGAGCUUCUUCUAGAGCUAGUUCUGCUCGUGCAAGUCCUGUGGUUGAAGAAAGGCCUGAAAAAGAUUUUGAAAAGGGAGUUCGCACUGUGUCAAGUUUAUCAGCAGCUACACUGGCCUCUCUAGGUGGAACGUCUUCUCGGCGAGGCAGUGGAGAUACCUCCAUCUCAGUUGAUACCGAAGCAUCUAUUAGAGAAAUCAAGGAUAUCAAUGAGUUAAAGGACCAGAUUCAGGAUGUAGAAGGAAAAUACAUGCAGGGAUUGAAGGAAAUGAAGGACUCCCUUGCUGAAGUUGAAGAGAAAUAUAAGAAGGCUAUGGUGUCAAAUGCUCAAUUAGAUAAUGAGAAAACCAAUUUCAUGUAUCAAGUAGACAACCUAAAGGAUGCAUUGUUGGAACUAGAAGAACAGCUUGCGGAAUCCAGGAGACAAUAUGAGGAGAAAAGUAAAGACUUUGAGAGGGAAAAACAUGCUCAUGCAAUACUGCAGUUUCAGUUCAUCGAAGUUAAAGAAGCUUUGAAGCAAAGAGAAGAACUCCUUGCAGAAAUCCGUCAACUACAACAGAAACAAGAGAGCUAUGUCAGGGAAAUGUCUGAUCUUCAGGAGACAAUAGAAUGGAAAGAAAAAAAGAUAGGGGCAUUAGAGAGGCAGAAAGAGUUCUUUGAUUCCAUAAGAGGUGAGCGAGAUGAUCUUAGAGAGGAAGUGGUUAUGCUGAAGGAACAAUUGAAGCAACAUGGAAUAAUUCCCAAAUCAGAAGUAGCAGCCAAUGGAGAAACUGCUGAAGGCCUUGAUAACGGUGGACUGGCAAGUUCUUCUAAGAUUGUUUCAGGGGCAAGUCAUACCCCUGAGGUAGCUGGAGAUGGUGUACUAGGCAGAGCCAAUGAAAUGGAGAUGAAAAAUGAGAUUUUGGAGAAUAUGGGGAAAAGCGAAAUCUUGCAGAAUACUGAGCAUGAGGAACACACAGAGGAGACUAAGGAGCAGGAAGUUGUGCAGGAAUGUUCGGAGAUAAAGCCAUUGCAUGCUGAUGAAAAUGUGGAGGCAGAAAAAAUCACUGAAGGCAAAGUUGUAUCGACACUGGUGUUAAGUAGUGGACUAGAGGAACCAGCCAAAAAUCUUUCACAGCAUCUUCCAGGAAUUGUUUGUGCCAUUGAAAAUAGUGGUGCAGUUGAAGUAAGGGGUGAAGGGGGGUCGCUUGGUGAUACCAGAGAAGUGAAAGAGUUUGAUGGAAAUGGUUUAAAUAAAAUUGAUCAUCAAAAUAAAGAAGCUGAUGUAUCUACUGAAGUCAAUCUAGAACUAAAUACAGGUUUAGAAAUGCUUCCUAAAGAGCAGAGUAAAGAGAAUCAAAUAGAUAUUGUGGUUGAUGUGGCAGACGACAAUAAUAGUGAAGAAUUUCAGGAAGCUUUAGAAUCUGUGAAUAGCAGUUGCAUAGCAAAUUCCAGCCAGUCAGAAUCACCAGAACUGAUGGAAGACAAGCUUUCCAGAGUACCAGCUACUAAUCCUAGCAGUGAAAAAUCAGAAAGUAAGAUUGUUGAAGAUGACUUGUCAAGUCAGCUUGUCAACGAGGAAGCAAAUAUUACACUAUCUGCUAAAGCAGAGUGGAAUGAAAAUGAGGUUGGUGAAAUUAAUGAACAGAAUGACAUGGAAGAUGCAGUCCACCAGCAGGAGAGCUGGUGGACUGCAUCUGACUCAGAGCAAUCAAAACAUGCACCAAAUGAAUUUGUAGAGGAACAAAAAGAAAUUGAAAAGGACAAAAUGCAGUCCUUGUCUUCAGAACAUGAUGUAUGUGUUGAAGAGGAACAAAAUGAGCAAAAGAAAGGAACAACUGAAAAUAAUGUUGAGCAGAGCCUUGCUAAAGGAACUAAUUAUACAGAAAAAUUGUUAGGAACAUUGGAUGCACCUUUAGUUUCUGAGGGAAAGGUUGAGCAAUAUACCAUGGAAGAGGGGUGUGCAAAAGAAUCUGUUGUAGGUGACGUAACAAACAGUGAAUGCCGUAGCUACGAGGAGAAAAAAAUAAAUGUAGAGGAUGGUCCAAGGAAAUGCAGUGAAACCAAAACAGGUUUCAUAGAUAAUGGGAAGCCUCUGGCACAUGUCUCAGGAACACCUGAAAAAAUUGCUGAUGAGGGUCAUGAAGAAUACAACACUAAACACAUUAAAGACUGGUCUGCUGAAGAACAAAGUAAAGCUAGACUAGAUGACAAUGUUUCAGAAUUGGAUACAACUGAACGUAUGAUAGAAGACACUGAAGAAGUAGGCAAAGGGAAUGAGGAGAACAAGAAUCAUGGACAAAUAGAGGAAAAAGUUCUUGAAGUUGUGCCAGAAAUUGUGGAAGCUGCUUGUCUUGAGUCUCAAAAACCUGAAUACAUCAAUCAAGAGAAAGAGUCUGACAGUGAAGAAGAAGUAGGGGAAGAAUAUCAUGAAGCAUGUGAUUUCAGUGAGUCUCCUUUAGAAGAACAAAGAACUAGUGCAUGGAGUGAAAAGCAGGGUAACAAAUUGGAGACAAUCUGUCACCAGACCCAAGAGAAAGACCAAGUUGUAGAAAGUACAGCACAGAAUGUGCUCAAAGAAAACAGUGAAGAGGAAUGUAAAAACACAGAAAGAUUUACUGAGGAAAAUAAGGAGAAAUUUUACCAGAUCCCAUCAGAUGAGAUGAUGGAUGAGGCCAUGUUGACUGAAAAUAAAAAUAUGCAGCAUGGGAAAGGAAACAAAGCUGAAGAAGCUGAACAUUUGCUGACUGAUUCUUUCAUUUCUGAGCCUUCAAGGGCACAGUGUGAGACGCUGGAGGAUACAAACAGAGAUAUAUUAUAUGAAAUCAGUUCCAAACAAAUUGCUGAAUAUACAUCAGAGCAGUUGAAAGAGUUAGAGGCAUCUGUGCAUGAAAGUCAAGAGGAAUUCCAGCCAGGUAGGAAGGGUAAAGGUAAAUCUCGGGAAGACUGUAAUAUAUCGUAACUUCCAAAGUUGGAUCACUGUUGCAUGUUACACGUCCAGCAAUCUGAUAUAUUAUACAGCAAAAAGACACUUUUUAUCCAAAAGAUCAAAGACAAGAUGGUGUAUUUGCUGGUUAAUUUGAAAGAAAGAGCUUUACAAUGCAACUAGUUUCACACAACUUGUUCUCAUCAUUGAUAAUGAAUGUAUGUGAAAGUGUUUGCACCUCUCAUGUUUACAUUUAUUCAUCAUGAUCAAAGCUAUUAAUCUUAAUAAGUUGCAAUUAAGUGCUUUUAAUAUUCCAUCAAAAUUAUAAGAUGGUAUUUGACUUUUUCAGUAUU